This is a messenger RNA of Lytechinus variegatus (green sea urchin), 4819 nucleotides long. RefSeq names its product protein patched homolog 1-like (gene ptch1). Gene Ontology annotation, cellular component: plasma membrane. Gene Ontology annotation, molecular function: smoothened binding; hedgehog receptor activity; hedgehog family protein binding. Bases 383 to 4675 code for a protein of 1430 amino acids. The record is from RefSeq and is a predicted model, not a curated record. NCBI's taxonomy places the organism in Eukaryota, Metazoa, Echinodermata, Echinoidea, Temnopleuroida, Toxopneustidae. Gene Ontology annotation, biological process: smoothened signaling pathway. The transcript is spliced from 26 exons.
GGUGAAAGUAUGAGAGAGGAAGGACUUCAUAACGUAUCCUACAACAUUUCAGUUUGGCGGGAACAAGAAAUUUGAUGUUCUUCUGGCUUCGUUUUAGUGUUGCCUGAUCAGAUGCCUUACUCGUCUGUGAUUUGCAAGAGCAUUUCCUAAUUCCAUUUAUGUCAUUGGGCAUGUUAGGAAACACUGAAUCAACCAAUGACAGCCAUACGCGAUCCUCAGAAGUGGAUCUUCCAUGAACCGAUGAUCUGACUCGACACCAGUCAACAGUCAAUCACCGAAUAACCUAUUGGAUUUAUUUUACUUGGGGAGUAUCUCUUUGGCAUGCUUUUGACUUGAGUGAAAUCGUCUCUUCUUGAUCUGUUCUUUAGCUAGCUCUACCAGGAUGUAUCCUAAAUUUGAUAUACCCACGAUUCGAGUGGCUGAUGGAGUCAAGUUUCUCAAGAAACAGUUCGAACCGCCCGGCAAGGACGGGAGAUUGUCGACGCCUGGAUUACCGGAGGACUAUGUAUAUGAGGAAUUGCUAACAAGAACUAGUUGGUGCAAUGCAGACUAUGCCUACAAACAAGUGGAUCGGGGCAAGGCACAGGGGAACAAGGCGGCAUUGUGGCUCCGGAGCAAGCUCCAGGGGUUCCUCUUCUCUCUGGGGUGUUACCUGCAAAUCCACAGCGGCAAGGCACUCUUUCUUGGACUGGUUAUAUUGGGCGCAUGUGCCGUUGGACUAAAACUCACCAAGAUAGAAACAAAUGUGGAAAAACUUUGGGUGCAAGUUGGAGGGAGGUUAGAGCAGGAAUUGGAGUACACAGAAGCAACAUUGGGAACGGGCUGGGGUGCAACAAGCCAAAUAAUCGUGCAAACGCCAAAGAAAGACGGGGAAAACAUCCUCACACAAUCGGCCUUACUGCAACAUGUUAGGUCGGCCGUUCUUGCGACGCAAGUUGAAGUCGACAUGUAUGGAGUUACAUGGAGUUUUAAAGAUGUAUGUUUCAUAACAGAGUAUCCUAGCUUUGAAGACCAUUUAAUAGAUAGUAUUAUAGAGAACAUUAUUCCUUGUACAAUAAUCACGCCAUUGGAUUGCUUCUGGGAAGGAGCCAAGUUACUUGGGCCUGAAAGGCCUAUUCAAAUACCAAAUUAUAACAAAACCCUAAGAUGGACCACCUUGGACCCUCUUGGGCUUCUUGAAAUUUUUGAGGGUUACGAGGAGUACUUCUCACCGGAAGCCUUCAGAGAUAUUAUUAUUAGAACGGGUAUUGGGCAUGCCUAUCAAGUAAAACCUUGUCUAAAUCCUUUAGAUCAGGAAUGUCCUGACAUGGCACCCAACAAAUUAUCGGGAGAGAUCCCGAAUAUUGCAGCUCAUUUAACAGGUGGCUGUGCGGGUUUUGCCAGCCGCUACAUGCAGUGGCCGGAAGAACUCUUGAUUGGGGGAGUCUCCAAGAAUCAGAAUGGCUCGGUACAGAGUGCUGAGGCGUUACAAACCAUUAUUCAGCUGAGAGGGGAAAAAGACAUGUACGAAGCAUGGAAAAAUAACAUUAAGGUCAGUGAGGUCACAUGGACGGACGAAAAAGCGAAGGCUAUCCUUAACGAGUGGCAGAGAAAAUUUACUGAUAUUGUGAGGAAUAGCACAAUAACCAACACAACUCAGAACGUCAAUGCUCUCUCGUCCGCCUCGUUAGAGGAUCUCCUCCAAGACUUCUCAAGGACUAGUGUUGUGCGGGUUGCUAUGGGUUACGCCAUUAUGACCAUGUACGCUACCCUUACGAUGAUGAAGCUUUAUGAUGGUGUUCGGUCCCAAGGAGGACUUGGUCUUUUCGGGGUCCUGCUGGUGGCAGGCUCAGUCGCGGCAGGACUAGGGUUCUGCGCCCUUAUUGGCAUUGUAUUCAAUGCAUCUACAACUCAGGUUUUACCAUUUUUAGCUCUAGGAGUCGGAGUGGACGAUAUGUUUCUCCUGGCCCACACAUCUACCUCAAUACCCUCAGAAAUUCCACUUCGGCACAAAACCGGUGAGAUCCUGCGUCGAGCAGGAGUCAGUAUAAUCCUGACGUCAGUCAAUAAUAUCUGUGCCUUCAUGGCAGCAGCCAUCAUUCCAAUCCCAGCGCUUAGAUCACUUGCCUUCCAACUUGUCAUAGUAUUGACCUUUAAUCUCCUGGUCAUGCUGCUAGUCUUCCCAGCAAUCCUUGCCCUGGAUGCAGAAAGGAGAGAAGAAAAGAGGAUAGACCUCCUUUGCUGUGUCCAAAGUCAACAAGCACACAGAGUCAUCAGGGUGCAGCCUCGGCCCCUCUGUGGUGGUUCAGACCCCUACAGGGAGUCACCUCUCCCGAAUCGCUUCUCAAGGAAAUCUCCUCGACGCUCAUCUCCUAACAGGACCACAGACGUCACCCUCCAUUCCACUGUCCAAACCAUCACACAUGCACCCACAGACGGGUACAGCGGUCAGUGCGUCACUGAGGUUAUACCAACUGCUUCUACCACCACCGAUAGGACCACGCCCCUUCCUCCGUACGACUCGGCACCACCCAGCACGGCAGCGUCGGUAGCAUCGAUGAGAACGUUGCUCAAAGCGCAGAAGAUGUCGUUUGGGGACUGUCUGAAGAAGUUACGGUUCUGGAGGUGGAAUUUCUCAGAGUUUGCUCGGGAUUGCUACGCUCCUUUUCUCCAGCAAACGUUUGUCAAGGUGACAGUAAUAGUCCUCUUCACGUGUCUCCUCGGUGUCAGCAUCUACGGCGUCCUGAUCAUGGAAGAUGGCUUAGAGAUCACUGACGUCGUACCCCGCGGCACCAGGGAGGAGGAGUUCCUCACUGUCCAGAGCCAGUACUUCAGCUUUUACAACAUGUACGCCGUGACCCAAGAGGACUUUGACUAUGCCUCUCGUCAGAAGCAGCUGUACGCCUUCCACAACGCCUUCUCUGCCAUCCCGGAGAUCAUCAGAGAAGCCGAUGGUAGUCUACCAACGUUCUGGCUCCAGAUGUUCAGGGAUUGGCUCUUAGAAAUGCAAGAAGCUUUUGACCUGGAGAAGCAGAGGUAUAGCAUCAAGACAGACCGAUGGUACUCCAAUGCAACGGACAAGGGUGUGAUAGCCUACAAGAUGAUCCUUCAGACCGGCAUUCCGGAAUCUCCUGCAGAUAUCAACAGGUAUCAUACUGGUAGAUUGGUUGAUGAAAAUGGUGUCAUCUAUGCCAAUGGUUUCUACAACUACCUGACGGUGUGGUACAACUAUGAUACCAUCUCCUACACUGCAUCUUCCGGCAAUCUGCAUCCUGCUCCGCCCUCCUGGACACCAGUCGGCAAAGCUGAUCUCGAUGUCACAAUCCCCAAGGCCAACCCACUGAACUACACCCAGCUUCCGUUUUACCUCAACAAUCUGAACACAACCCAAAAAGUCGUCAGCGUCAUCAAGGCCAUUCGCAACAUCUCCGACUACUACACGAGUGAGGGCCUGCCGAACUACCCCCUCGGUGUGCCGUUCACCUUCUGGGAACAGUACAUCCACCUUCGCUUCUACCUGGCCCUCUCCCUCGUCAGCCUCUUGGGGGCGUCCUUCAUCAUCGUAGCCCUGAUGCUUGUCAACCCCUGGGCAUCUCUGAUCUUGGUGUUUGUGCUUGGGAUGAUCACGGUGGAGCUGUUUGGUUUCAUGGGGUUGAUAGGUCUAAAGCUCAGUGCAAUACCAGCUGCUACUCUCAUUGUAUCCGUGGGCAUCGGUGUCGAAUUCACCCUUCAUACUUGUUAUGCCUUUUUGACAACCAUUGGUAACCGAGAAAGGAGGGUCACAUUCGCCUUGGAACAUACUUUCGCACCAGUGCUAGAUGGCGCUGUUUCAACCCUUCUUGGUGUUGUUAUGCUUGCUGGAGCAGAGUUUGACUUCAUCGUGAGCUACUUCUUUUACGUUUUUCUGGCACUCAUCAUCCUGGGGGUAUUGAAUGGAUUAGUCUUGUUACCAGUCCUUCUGUCAUUAUUUGGACCACAUGGUGAGGUUCAACCAGUGGCCAAUGCCAACCGGCUUCCCUCCCCUACCCCACCCCCUACUCCCCCCACCGAGCGGGCUACGAGGUUGAGGCACUGUAGGUGGGACAGUGAGCCCCCUGCUGGGUCGUAUCCAGCCGCUAUUGUCAGGGAAGACGUGUGUAGCAACUCAGAGCACAUAGAGAUACAUCCACCGGAGGUUGUCGUGGAAACCAGUGUUCAUCAUCCGCAUCUUGUUACCGAGAUGAUUCAUCGCACAAAAGGCCACGCCAACUCGCCCAACUCUCAGAGGACGCGACCCCAGCGGACAUCGUCCAAGUACCCCCACCGACAGCAUCACCAACACCACCACCAUCCUCACCAUCAGUACCCCCACCACCACCACCAACACCCCCACUGCUCCCGCCAGUCGUUCCCCUUCUCAACCAACAACUCUUCCUCCUCCUCAUCCUCCUCGUUAAAUAAAGACUCGCCCCAUCUAGCGAGACACGUCACCACGGUUACGGCAACCGCCCGGGUGUCGAUCGUCCACGGGAACACCUGCACUGUCGGCGAGGAGCGGAGGUACCCUAGGAGGGGGAGACGGGGUGAGGAUACCGUUUUCUCAGAGUCCAAGGAGAGGGAUGUGAAGUUGGAAUGCAUAGAGGGGGGAGAGGAAGAGCAGAGGGCCAAGAAGACGGAGGAUAGUGGUAGCGAUAAGAUCCAAGACUCAACGGUUUAGCAUGAUCGGGAGCUACCAAACUCUUCCUAGCCAUUGUGACGACCUGCAAUCGAAUCAAGCAGCUGUUUUUCCUUUUUUCGACUUUGUGGAUUGAAUGCCCAAGUCCCUGCUCUUCGUAUCUCCUUCUCAACAAGGUGGUGGGAU